Messenger RNA from Polypterus senegalus (gray bichir), 3253 nucleotides. RefSeq names its product chromosome 2 CXorf58 homolog (gene c2hxorf58). The coding region runs from base 200 to 1177 and encodes 325 amino acids. Lineage: Eukaryota; Metazoa; Chordata; Cladistia; Polypteriformes; Polypteridae. The record is from RefSeq and is a predicted model, not a curated record. Gene Ontology annotation, molecular function: protein binding. The transcript has 9 exons.
CGCUUUCUUUCGUGGAGCCGAGACAAAGUUGGUGUUGCUGUUUGCCUAGGUUAAAGUAUAAAUAAUUGAAGGGCAGUCGAUAAUGUUAAAAUGAACCACAGCAUCUUUGAAUCUGCUCUCCAGCCACAGAGCCUGAUUGCAAUGUGCUAAAGUAUACAGCCAAAUAAAAAUCAAGAGUCUUCAGCUUCUGGAAGACAGAAUGACUUUCAAACCAAAUAAUGCUGCUACAAAAAUUCAGAAGUGCUGGAGAUCAUAUAGAGAUAGAAGACUGUUCCUCCUUCUGAAGCACACCGUUUGUGCUGCGGAACACUGCCUAACAUAUGAAAUACUCCGGAAGGUUAGUCCCACAGAAGCAGAGCUUUUAAAGGAUCCAAGCACAAAGUGUAAAGUGAGAUUCAGGUUUGCUGGUGCAGAGUUCCCCCCAACUAUUGUGUUUAAAAUAUUUCACCAGAAUGGAGGAUGUGGAAACAAAUACAUAAAUGGGAAAAGAGCCAUCUCACCUGCAAGCGAGGCAGCUGUAGAUGCUUGCAAAAUAAUGGGACACAGACGCUUUUAUGAUCAAAUAAUUUGUGAUGAAAUCCAGAGGCAAAAGAAAAAAAUUGUGGAUGAAGUCGAUGUUGUUAGCAUGAAGGAUUAUAUGCAGUAUACAAGUAACCUCGAUGAAACGCCAGCAUACUUGGGAGGCAAGGGAAACACCUGGAGAAAACUGUCUCUGGAAGAGAUGCCAAGAAGCACUGUCAUGUAUGACAUUGUGGAUUAUGCUAAGAGUGGGUGCUUAUCGGAGUCACUAAGGGAGAAGCUGCCCCUGCUGCUUAUGAAGCCAACUUCAGAGGAGAUGCAGCUUCAGCAGCUGAGGACAAUUUCACAGCCAAGGUCUCCUCCUGUUCCUCCAUCUUCAGUAGUAUCCACACUAAAGUCUGCAACCUCAAAACACUCAUCUCGCAGGUCUUGCAAAGCACGACAGAAAGUUGCCAAAAUGAGAAAACUCUACAGUUCCAGUUGUCCAAGAAUGGAAGAAAAAGCAACAUUACAGUUAGAAGCAUUUAUUCCCACCGACAUGGACACUGAGAAACUUGAAAUGGACACAUAUUUUGAUGAUGAAUUGGAUGAGGAAACUAAUAAUCUGUACUCAUGGACUCAGCAGCUCUCCUUGGAAGACACUGCGAUUGGUUUUUAGUAGUUCUUCUAUCAGAAUCUAGAGAUGUAUGUACAACUCCUGUGCUAUGCCCCACACCCCCUUGCAGGUGAUAGAAGACAAUAUUGCUAAAGAUCCUCUAAAUGAUCCAUGGUGACCAAAUCAGGUUUUAAGAUAUCAUGCAGAAUAAAUGACAUCAUAUGUAGUGCUUUUCAUUGUGAGUGCCAACUCAAGGCAUUUUAAAUAUACAUAUUAAAAUUGCACAAAUGUUUAGAGAGUUGCACAUUUUUAAAAUUGAUGGAAAAACAGACCAGGUAGUGUGUUCUGGACGGUGUUGGUGGUUUAACUGUCCAAAGUUCACCACAGCCACUCAGCUAUUUAGCUACUUUCUUGACAGGUAAUGCCACACUUCAGAUGUAAUGAAAUCAGUGCCAGUUGAUAUUAACAUCCUAUGGGGCUUAAGUUCGCAAGCCUGAAGGUUACAGGCAUGGUAAACAAACUCAUGAGGUGGCUUUGCUUGUGUACAUGGUACGUUACUAUAUACUGUAUUAAUACACACCAACUAUGGGUAUAGUUAGCAAUAUACAGUACAUGUUGGUGUUGAGUAACUUUUUGUCAACACUUCCUGUAUUUUCAAACAUAAGUGACGUAUCACGACACCAAAGCCUAACAUUUGACCCUCAUUCUAAGCAUUACCCAGAGAAGCAAUUUGUCAUUAGAAAAUUUAAAUCCAAAGCUCAAAAGAAUAAAUGGCAUCUCUUUUUAUCUUGCACACAGUUAAGUGGAUAAUUUACUGUCAAUUUUAGGUCACUAGUUUGAGGAGUGAAAAACCAAUAUUUUCAUUAGUAGUAAAAUAACGGAUAAGAUAAUAGUGAAACCCUUAAACAAAAGUCCUCCUAACACAGUGAGCCAAGAUAAACUAUUUUAAAGCUAGUCCAUCUACUAACUCAAGCAGCACUGAACAAGCUUAAUUUCUUUGCUGCCUAGAAAAUUUACUACACUGUGGUUUAUUUAUGAUUUUGAGUAGCACAGAAAUGCCGACCCUGUUGCUUAAAAGUAAAAUUAUGCAAAUAGUGCUUCAACAUGGUAAUCUUUUUUUAAAUACAUAAUAACUGGUAUGUAAUUAUGAUUGCACUAAAGUAAAGCCAAUGACACUGCAAAUUGCCCAAAACAUAAAAACAUUUGUUUAAGUUACUUUUUCAAACAAUGUAUUAAUGUCUUGACACUCUUGCUUGCAGCAGCUGUAUUUUACUUCACGUAAGCAACACCUUAAUGUGAAUGGUUUUUUGUGCCACAUGAACAGUGCUUCCUGAGCUAAACAUUUCUUAAUAAAAAAAUAAAAUUGAUACAUGACAAUAUCAGCCAUUACCACAGAAGGAAGUAUGUGGAAAUUGCACAAAAGCAGUUUUCACCACAAGAAAUUUUUCUUAAUCACAUAUGGCAAAUGUCUAGCUAUUGUGAAGGUAUGUUGCGAUGUACUAUGGUACAGAUGAUUGAACAGCAAAUAAAUAAAUACAAACAGUUGCAAAUGCAGGUUACCUAUGACCACAAUUUUUAAUGUGGAACUUUUGUUCAGAUGUGCCAAAUUGACAGCACCCUUUGUCAGGUAAUUGUGCAUUCUUUUCUUCACACAAAUUCCACUGUCCAAAGGCCGAUUGUAUCUUCUGAUGAAGGAGAUGCAGUCAGUGCAUAAAACUGAAGUAUCUACCACAUAAAUGUACAAUGGAGUUUGCAUGUCAGUAACACCCACAUGAAAGAACUCUUUGUGGUCCAUUGGAGGUACAGUUCACAGUUAAAUAAAAUUGUCAAUUCCUCUCCACUGCUACAACCAAAACACCCACCACUCAUUUUACUAAAGGAGACUCUGCUAUUGAUUUCUUCAUAUGCUGAACAGCAUACUUUCAAAAAACUGUUUCUGCCAAUUUGGGGGGUUGGGAGAACUCUUAAGCAUUUGAACUUUGCCAAAUUAUUAAAUUACAUACUGUGCUUCUCUAAAAUGCAUUAUUGUUAUUUUCUUAAAAGAAAUUGUAACUACCCCAUUUAAUUGUUAGCACUAUUUACAAAAAAAGUAAAAAUAAAUGAAAAAGAGGGCGGCACGGUGGUGCAGUGGGUAUCCCU